This is a messenger RNA of Coccinella septempunctata (seven-spotted ladybird), 1228 nucleotides long. RefSeq lists its product as uncharacterized. The transcript has 5 exons. The record is from RefSeq and is a predicted model, not a curated record. NCBI's taxonomy places the organism in Eukaryota, Metazoa, Arthropoda, Insecta, Coleoptera, Coccinellidae. Bases 446 to 1228 code for a protein of 260 amino acids.
CCCAGUUGCAAGAAGGAGUCCAUUAAAUCAGCAUUAAUUAAUAGUGCCUUAAAUUUGAUGUUUUCAUUAUUUCAAUGCCUGUUGCAAGAACUUGAUUUUUCAAUAAUUUUCGUUCCAAUAGUUAAUGUUUCGGUAAUGAAUUCAUUAAAAGAAUUAUGACAUUUCUCCCGAGAAAUGGCAUUUCUAGUGUACAAACCAUAGUGUAACUAAUGAAACCGUGGAAAAUGCAAAAAUUAUAUCUAUGCUAUGAACCUAAAUUAUUUUUAGUGUCAGUUGUGUUGACGGUGUUGUUUGACGGAAUUUAUAUAAAAUGAUUGCUACAAAAAGAAAAAGGGGUUGCAACUACACCGCCGAAGAAACGACUAAACUAUUAGAUCUCUUUCAACAGUAAGUAUCAUAUCAUAAUAUAAUUCAAUUCAUUAUAAUUCCAUUCAUUGAUGUUAUCAUGUUUCAGUAUAGAUUCAGGGAAGAAUUAAUUUUUAUUUAUUACUUUAAUGUACAGUAUAUUUUACUUCAUAGGUAUCAGUCCAGUAUAGAGGAUAAAAGGACAGGAACUAUUUUUUUAGCCCGCAGAAAAGAAGCGUGGCAGAAGAUUUGUACUGCAUAUAAUGCUGUCGCCACGAGUGGGGUCCGAACAGUGGAAAAUUUGAAAACCUUUUACGACAAUAAGAAGCAGAAAGCAAGAAAAUCCUUGGCAGAAUAUAAUAAAAAAGAAUUCAUGAAACACCAGGCUGAGCUGUCGUUACAAAAUGUAACAGGAGAUGAAUUGAGAACAGCUCUAGAACACGAAAAAACUGAUAAGGGUCAGUGGAGUAAAACUGGCGGUGGUAAUUGGUGUCCCACUAUAACAGAGCAUGACCAGAAAGUUCUGGCUAUUUUGAAGGAUCAAGUAACACCUCUGCCGAAUAGCAGUGAUAGUGCUGCUUUUUACUUCAAAGGUGAUGAAUCAAUAAAAUAUUUCAAGUUCUUUGUUCAGAUAUUGAAACUCUCUCAUGAAUUCCUACAGAUCAUUCUGGGGACAUAUUCAUCGACUUGGAUGAACCUAAUGUUUUGGUACCAGCAGAUGAAUAUCAAGGAACAGGUAAACAAGUCGUUUUGUUCAAAUGGAAAUGAAGUUGGAGAACAACUUGAAAGUGAAGGAAAUAUGAGAGGUGACAUGGAGACAGUAGCAGACUAUGAUAUGAACUUGCCCAGAAAUAUUGAAACAAAAAAGGAAAAUGGUGAUUGA